AUGGCAACUUUUGAAAGAACACAUUGUGUUCUCAAUCAUGUUCUCUUUCAUAUAAUGUUAGUAUUGAUGUUCUUGCUUUCACGGAAAAUCACAGCUUCUCCAACAACAGAAGCUGAAGUCCUUGUGAAAUGGAAAAACAGCCUGCUAUACACUCCUUUUCUAAAUUCAUGGUCCCUCUCCAAUAUUCACAACCUUUGCAGUAGUUGGGAUGCCGUUGUUUGCGACAAAUCAACAAACACAAGUGUCUCAGAGAUAUACCUUUCUGGUUUCGAUCUCAGUGGCACCCUUCAUGGCUUGGAUUUUGCUUCCCUACCAAACCUGACUCACCUUGACCUCAAUGAUAACAGCUUUAUUGGGUCAAUACCACCUCAAAUUGGCAGCCUCUCCAAACUCAUUUUCUUGGACUUUGGAAGCAACAACUUUUCAGGGACAGUGCCAUAUGAGAUAGGACAUUUAAGGGAACUCGAAUAUCUCAGCUUCUACGACAACAGUUUCAAUGGUGCUAUUCCCAAUCAGGUCAUACGUCUCCCAAAGGUAUGGUACCUUGACUUUGGAGCAAACUACUUUGCAUCUCCUACUCACUGGUCUGACUAUUCAUGCAUGCCUUCCUUAACAUACCUUGACUUGUCUUACAAUUCAUUCACUCCCGAAUUCCCAAGUUUCAUAAUGAAGUGCCACAACUUGACUUUUCUAGAUCUCUCUUUCAACUAUUUUAAUGGCACAAUACCAGAAUCAUUGUAUACCAAUUUGGCCAAGCUUCAAUACCUGAACCUCACAGGUUGUGGGAUGGAAGGACCAUUGUCGUCCAACUUGUCCAAGCUCUCAAACCUCAAAGAGCUUCGUAUGGGUGGCAACAACUUCACUGGUCCUAUUCCCAAAGAAAUAGGAUUCAUAGCUGGGCUUCAAAUUCUGGAUUUGCAUAACAUUUCAGCCCGCGGGGAAAUUCCAUCAUCCCUAGGCCAACUCAUGCAGCUAAGACGUCUUGAUCUAAGUAUUAAUUUUUUGAACUCUUCAAUCCCUUUGGAACUUAGCUCAUGCAUUCAUCUAACCUACGUAGACUUAUCAAGCAAUAAUCUAGCAGGUCCCUUGCCUAUUUCGUUCUCGAAUUUGACCAAGCUCUCUGAAUUGGGAUUAUCAUAUAAUUCCAUUUCUGGUCAACUCUCUGCCUCACUAAUUUCUAAUUGGACUGAGUUGAUAAGUCUGCAACUCCAACAAAACUUGUUGACAGGAAAGGUCCCCCCAGAAAUUGGUCUGUUAAAGAAAAUCGAGUACCUCUUUUUGUACGGCAAUGAAUUUUCUGGUCCCAUUCCUAAAGAGAUUGGAAGCAUGAGGGAAAUGAUAAAUUUAGACUUUUCUGAAAACCAUUUUUCUGGUACAAUUCCCUCAACAAUUUCGAAUCUUACAAACAUUGAACUGAUGAAUCUUUUCAUGAAUGAGCUCACUGGAACCAUACCCAGAGAAAUAGGGAACCUCAAGUCACUGGAACUCUUUGAUGCCAACAGUAAUAAUUUGGAGGGAGAGUUGCCGAACAGCAUAGCUCAACUAACUGCUUUAGAAUACUUUUCUGUGUUCUCCAACAACUUGUCAGGCAGCGUCACCAGAGAUUUUGGGAAGUACAGUCCUAAUUUAAGUACUGUUUAUCUUUCUAACAACAACUUCUCAGGACUACUGCCACCUGACUUGUGCAGUGGCAUGAAGCUAUCUGGUUUGACAGUCAGUAACAACAGCUUUUCGGGGAUUUUUCCAAAGUCCUUGAGAAAUUGUUCAACACUAACUAUAAUAAGGCUUGAUGACAAUCAUUUCUCUGGAAACAUCACAGAAGCACUAGGGGUUUAUCCAAGUCUUGGUUUUCUAGACCUGCGCUCUAAUGAAUUCACGGGAAAUAUACCCCAUAGAUUUUUCAGAUUGGCUAAUCUUACCUUCCUUGAUUUAUCUAAUAACAACUUGAGUGGAAGCAUUCCUAAUGACUGUGAAACAUUCAAUGCAAGCUCUCUUGAAAUUCUCAACUUGUCUCACAACAACUUGACAGGAACAAUUCCACAAUGUUUGGCAACCUUACCCUCUCUCACAGUUUUGGAUUUGCAAAGGAACAACCUUUAUGGAACCUUACCAGGAAGCUUCUCUAAAGGUAAUGUUUUAUUUACUAUAAAAUUGAAUGGCAACCUCUUGGAGGGACCGUUACCCAAGUCUCUGGCCCACUGCACAAAACUACAAGUUCUGGACGUUGGAGAAAAUAGCAUAGAGGACACAUUUCCUAGUUGGCUAGGAUUGCUUCAAGAGCUACAGGUACUCAUUUUACGAGCAAAUAAAUUUUAUGGUACCUUCAGUAACUCCUCCAACAUUACAGAUGCACAUGCAUUUCCAAAGUUGAGAGUUUUUGAUGUCUCCAACAACUAUUUUAGUGGGUCCUUGCCAGUAUCAUUCUUGAAGAACUUUCAAGGAAUGAUGAAUGUCAAUUACACUCAAACUGGGUUGCAAUAUAUGAGUGCCAAUUAUUCUGGCUAUCGAUCAUAUUUUGCUUCAAUAGUGGUCAACAUGAAAGAUCACUCAGUAGAACUAGUGAAAAUAUUGAUGACUUUUACAACUAUAGACUUGUCAAAUAACUUACUUGAGGGUGAAAUUCCACAAGUAAUUGGAGAAUUAGAUUCUCUCAAAGGGCUCAAUCUCUCACAUAAUGGAAUAACUGGCACCAUCCCACAAACUUUGGGUAACUUGAGAAAUUUGGAAUGGCUGGACCUCUCAUGGAAUCAGAUCAGGGGAGAGAUUCCUUUGGCCUUAAUAAAUUUGAAUUUUCUCUCGGUCUUAAAUGUUUCACAAAAUCAAUUAGAGGGAACUAUACCUACAGGUGGCCAAUUCAACACAUUUCAAAAUGACUCCUAUGUGGGAAAUGCAAUGUUAUGUGGACUCCCUUUGUCAAAAUCAUGCAGUGGUGCCAAUGAUGACAACGGAUAUACCUCAUCAUCUAUGACAUUUGAGGAUGAAGAAACAUUUGGAUUUGGCUGGAAAUUUGUUGCAGUGGGAUAUGCAUGUGGAGUGGUGGUUGGAGUGCUCUUAGGAUGUUACCUUUUCCACACUGGGAAGCCACAAUGGCUUGCAAGGCUUUUAGGUAUCCGUAUACCAAAUAAGAGAGUCAAAAGGAAAAACAACAAAAACAGAGUGCAUGUGAAAACUCUUCAGACUGCCCCUACUUUUGUUGAGGAAGUUCAAGAAAAUGAAGCUGUGGAUCUAUGGCCGAAGAUGAAGGAAGAGGCUGAAAUUGAUGUAAAUAAGGAACCUAUUCUGAAUAGUUACUACCAAUCCUCAAUUCUGUCUCAUGAUUCAUUGGAAUCUGCUUUGGCCAAUUACCUCGCUAACAGAUUAAGCAGUGCAAGCCUUCCAAGUAGCACACUCUUUGAUCUUUUUGUUGGGAUCUUGAAAUCUGACCAAGAAAUCAUGGAUUCUGUGAAGGAUGAUCUUAAAGCAGUUAAAGAAAGAGACCCUGCUUGCAUAAGCCAUGGGUCAAAAAUCUUCAGAAACAAUUUCACUGAUGGUGUUUGCAAGUACCAGGUGAAAACUCUUCAGACUACCCCUACUUUUGUUGAGGAAGUUCAAGAAAAUGAAGCUGUGGAUCUAUGGCCGAAGAUGAAGGAAGAGGCUAAACUUGAUGUAAAUGAGGAACCUAUUCUGAAUAGUUACUACCAAUCCUCAAUUCUGUCUCAUGAUUCAUUGGAAUCUGCUUUGGCCAAUUAUCUUGCUAACAGAUUAAACAGUGCAAGCCUUCCAAGUAAUACACUCUUUGAUUUUUUUGUUGGGAUCUUGAAAUCUGACCAAGAAAUCAUGGAUUCUGUGAAGGAUGAUCUCAAAGCAGUUAAGGAAAGAGACCCUGCUUGCAUAAGCCAUGUGCAUUGCUUCUUGAACUUCAAAGGCUUCUUAGCAUGCCAAUCUCAUAGAGUUGCCCAUAAGCUAUGGCUUCAAGGAAGAAAAGUCUUGGCAUUUAUGAUCCAGAACCGAGUUUCCAAGGUUUUCGCGGUUGGUAUUCAUCCCAGUGCUAAGAUUGGAAGCGAGAUUCUGCUUGAUCAUGUAACUGGAUUAGUGGUUGGUGAAACUACAGUGAUUGGUAACAAUGUGUCAAUUUUGCAUAGUGUGACUUUGGGUGGAACUGGUAAAGCUUCUGGUGAUAGACAUCCAAAGAUUGGUGAUGGAAUUUUGAUUGGUGCAUGGACUUGUAUUUUGGGGAACAUUAAGGUUGGUGAAUGUGCUAAGAUUGGUGCUGGUUCUGUGGUGAUUAAGGAUGUUCCUCCUAGGACUACUGUUGUUAGUGAUUUUGUUAUGCUGCUGUUUUGAAUUAAUUUAGGGGUGAUUAUUUGUUAUGCUACUGUUUUGAAUUAAUUUAGGAGUGAUUAAUGAUUAUUUCUAGUUGUAUUGUUGCUGUUUACACCAUUGCUCUUUUCACUAUUUAACUUUGUAUUUUGAUAAGAUCAUAUGGAUUUGGUUGACAUUUCAUAUGUUUU
Messenger RNA from Arachis duranensis, 4490 nucleotides. Its product is annotated as receptor-like protein 52. Gene Ontology annotation, molecular function: protein binding; L-serine O-acetyltransferase activity. Gene Ontology annotation, cellular component: plasma membrane; cytoplasm. NCBI's taxonomy places the organism in Eukaryota, Viridiplantae, Streptophyta, Magnoliopsida, Fabales, Fabaceae. The coding region runs from base 1 to 4323 and encodes 1440 amino acids. The transcript has 3 exons. The record is from RefSeq and is a predicted model, not a curated record. Gene Ontology annotation, biological process: hormone-mediated signaling pathway.